GGUACGGCUUAAUGGGAAAUAUCCGUAUAGUGGGGAAAACUGAGAGAGGUAGAAAUGGUUCAUACGAGUUAAUACAUACUUAAACGCACACAUAUCUAAAGAAAGAAAGAUAGAUAGAUAGCUAAACACACAAGUACACACACACACGUGCAUAUGCCACAUUAGAAAGGAAUGAUGCUAGCUUCCACUGACAUUUCACACUGCACAUGUGCAACCGGAUAUCAAUUCCCGCCACCACCUUGAACUAUUUUGAUUAGUAUUGACAAUGAAAUCACUUUUCAAAACAAUAAUUUUAUUUCAACAGAAAUCAUAAUUUACUGGCGGAAAAGUACUCAUAUUUAUCCAGUACAUUGUAGUAAAUAUUAUACGUGUGUGCGUGCGUGCAGAAACAACAUAUACGAUCAGCAUCACUGACUUGUGAUUUAUACUAGAAAUAUCUGAUGACAUUGGCAUGAAAGUAAUUCUAACUUCAGAUGUAUCAUUGAUAUUUAUCAUCUUUUAAAAAGUAAAGGAAGGUGUUACACAGAAUGGAUAUAUUCCCGUUUCUAUAAAUUUGUGAUGGAAUUGGUGUGAAAUAUUUCUUAUUGUGAUCUGAGAUCAUUUGCAAAAUUCUUCUGUUUCCUUGUCUGUUCAAGAGUUGAUGGUUUUCUUGUUAAACAUGGACAUAUUUUCACAGGAGUUUACAGUAUCAUCAGACAUCAACAAAGAUCAAGUUUUAUGGAAAUUUAGCAAUAGAUAUAAUUGCUAAGAAAAUACAAUAAAAAGAAACGAAGUUGUCAAAGAGGAAUAAUUAUGGAAAAUGAAUUCUGUGGGAAACCAAUUCAAAUUAAAACAGAGACUGAAAGCAUUGAGAUGCUGAAAGAGAUAGAAGAAAUAUAUUCCUGCGAUAUCUGUAAAAAAUUAUUCACUCAUAAAAGUCACCUAACUGAUCACAAACGUAUUCAUACAGGAGAAAAACCAUAUCACUGUGAUAUCUGUGGUAAAUCAUUCUCUCUAAAAUGUAUCCUAACUAAACACAGAAAUAUCCAUUCAAGACAGACAGCAUACCACUGUAAUAUCUGUGGCACAUCAUUCACUCAAAAAUGUCACCUAACUGGGCACAAACGUAUCCGUACAGGAGAGACACCAUAUCAUUGUGACAUAUGUGGUAAAACAUUUUCUACACAUGAUACCUUAAAUACACACAAAUGUAUUUAUACAGGAAAGAAACCAUAUGAUUGUGAUAUCUGUGGUAAAACAUUCUCUACAAGCGGUACAUUAAGUACUCACAAACGUAUUCAUACAGGAGAGAAACCAUAUCAUUGUGAUAUCUGUGGUAAAUCAUUCACUGAAAGUGGUACUUUAAAUACUCACAAACGCAUUCACACAGGAGAGAAAUCAUACCACUGUAGUAUCUGUGGUAAAUCAUUCUCUUACAGACGUUCCCUAACAUAUCACAGAAAUAUCCAUACAGGAGAGAGACCAUAUCAUUGUGAGAUUUGUGGUAAAUCUUUCCCGGAUAGGAGUAAACUAAAGAGACACAUAUAUGUUCAUACAGGAGAAAAACCCCAUUGCUGUAAUAUCUGUGGUAAAUCGUUCAGUCAAAAUGAUGACUUAAAUAAACACAUACGGAUUCAUACAGGUGAAAAACCAUAUCACUGUGAUAUCUGUGGUAAAUCUUGCUCUCAAAGUAGUGACUUAAUUAAACAUAAGCGUGUUCAUACAGGGGAGAAACCAUUUCACUGUGACAUCUGUGGUAAAUCUUUCUCUGGAAGUAGUGCCUUGCAUAUACAUCGGCGUAUUCAUACAGGAGAGACACCAUAUCACUGUGAUAUCUGUGGUAAAUCAUUUUCUGAUGGUAGUACCUUAAUUCACCAUAAACGAGUUCAUACAGGAGAAAAACCGUUUCACUGUGAUAUCUGUGGUAAAUCUUUCUCUAAAAGUAGUGAUUUAACUAAACAUAAGCGUAUUCAUACAGGAGAAAAACCAUAUCACUGUGAUAUCUGUGGUAAAUGUUGCUCUAGAAGUAGUACCUUACUUAUACAUAUGCGUAUCCAUACAGGAGAAAAGCCAUAUCAGUGUGAUAUCUGUGGUCAGUCAUUCUCCAGGAAUACAAGCUUAAAUCUACACAAACGUACUCAUACAAGUGAAAAACCAUAUCACUGUGUUCUCUGUGGAAAAUCAUUCUCUCAAAGAAGUAACUUGUCUAAUCAUAAGUAUGUUCAUAAAGCAGAGAAGCUGUUUCUCUGUGAUAUUUGUGGUGAAUCAUUCUCUAGAAAUUUCCAGUUAACUAGACACAAACAUCUUCAUACACAGGAGUGACCAUAUCAGAGAGAUAUUUUUUAGCUACUCCGUCUCUGGGUCACACCUCUAAGUUGUUAGUCUUGAAAUUUUAUUCAUUAAGGGACAUUAUACAAAUAUAACGAUGGUUAUUGUUUUACUGCCAAAAGAAAACAAAUAUUUCAGCAAUAUUAUCAUACAGAUUAUUUGGAUAGAGAGGCAAGAAAUAAUUUAUGCAAGCAAGAGUGAUAGUUGCAAUAUGUAAUAGCAAUAUUUCUGUGAAGAAGGAAUUGUGGGAUAGUGAAGAAAAAGGGAGGGCAGGCAGAUAUAUGUUUAUAUAUAUUCAUCACCGUUAACGUGAGUGACAAGAUCUACCUCAAUGCCAUAGCAACUGAGGUAGGCAGGUGCAGCCCACCCCAACCUUUGGGCUGGCUGAUACCCAUUCUUUGCUAUCAUGAGGCUUUUUUGCAGCUGGAUUUUCUACGGGGAGCAUGCCCUUGCUUACUCCCAACCUCAGUUUCUAGACAUGAGUGGUCCCGAGACCAAGGCCUUUACCACGAUUUUUAAGAAAUGUGGUGGAAAACUAGCUUAGGAAGGCAGGGAUGCUGCUCCCUGAGACCCCUUUCUAGCCCCCCCCCUACCAUUUCAAACAAUAUAUUAUUGUUUGAAAUUUGGAUACAUGACCAGCAAUUUUGAGGGGAGAGUUACGUCAAUUACAUUGACCAGCCCAGCAAGUAAACUCAGAAGAAAAAUUACUUAGCAUUUUAUCUAUCGCAGUCAUGCUUCUGCUAUCUUGCUGCCAUUAUCUUUAUAUAUUAUAAUAUCUGUAUUUGAUAUCCUAUUUAUCAUCUGGUUAUAAAUACAAAAAAUAAUAAUAAUGAAAAUAAAAUAAGUUUUUCACAUGAUGACAGCCGAAAAGCAUGCUCUUCAGAAUUUUUGUUUUUAAAGUGUGUUACAUAUGUAUGUAUGUGUGUGUGUGUGUGUAUUAUACACAUCAAUAAAUGUAUGUGUCCAUAAUUAAUUCUAUCAUUAGAUCCUCUGCUUAAUAUCCACUAAGGAUGAUCAGCUCCUGCUUGGAUCUACACACGCUCAACAUUCCUACAGAAAUACUCCAAAGAAUUUAACUGAAAUAAACAAAACACAUACAAACAAACAAACACACAGGCACUUAAGUGACUUUCCUCUUCUCCCCCCCCCCAAAAAAAAACACUACACAUAUAGUAUCACUGCACACAUUCAAACCCCCACAAGAAUACUAACCAUACAUUUGUACAAAAUACUAAACCAUACAUUUCUACAAAACUUGUUACUUUACAACUCUCCAGAGACAGUUUGAUGCCAAGGAGCAUAACUCUUAACCUAUCCUUUAGAUCAUUGUGUUGUCUUUUUUUCACAGCAACCACAAACUGGUCCUCUAACAAUAGAGGACAGCAUAUUUCUUUCCAUAACUACCAACUCUGCAGAGCAAAGGGUUACAUAAGCAGACUGUUACCUAACAUCCUGUUGAUGCCCUAGUGUGAAACCAAUUUGUAAGAGGGUUUGUAAAAGAUAUAUAAUACUGUACACUUACUUACCCCUACAUACACACACACACAAUACCUAUACAAAUGCUCCAAAGAUUUUAACCAAAUAAACAAAAAACAUACUGAUGCCUUUGGCUGCCCUCACCCUACCCCCAAAAACGCUACAUAUAGUACCACUGUGCACAUUCCAAUUAUACAAGAACAGCAGCCCUAAAGCAUACACACUUUUCCAGAAAAACUUGGUACCCGUGCUGGUGGCAUGUAAAAAGCACUGUUCAAAUAUUGGGUCUAAUGGAGACAAUGACAAGUGACCAAGACCUUUAGCAAUAUACUGUGCUUGAGAAGACCUGUCAAACCAUGGGAAAUCGUUGUUGUGGCCGAAGCUGAUACUGCAUAACAAGCACCCAUGCGUCCACUACAGGAAGGGCAUCUAGCCAUAAAAACCAGGCCAAAUCAGAUUAAAACCUGGUACAGCUUACCAGUUUUCAGUCGAACCAUCCAACCCAUGCCAGCAUGGAAAAUGGACGUUAAUUGAUGAUGAUGAUGAUAUAUAUAUGUGUGUGUGUAUCUGUGUUUGUCUUCCACCACCUCUUGGCAACUAGUGUUGGUGUAUUUACAUUCCUAAUACCUAGCAGUUCAAUUAAAGAGACUGACAGAAUAAGUAUCAGGCUUUAAAAAAUAAAUUGUUGAUUUUUUUCAGUCACUUCUUUUAGGCAUUGUCCUAGCAUGGCUGCAACUAACAACAUCAACAAGUAAAACAUGUGGAAAAAAAAAACGAAAAGCAAUGGUGGGCACCCACACAUACAUACUGACACAUCACAAUUGUUUUCAAAAUUUCAAAUUCCAUUUUGUAGCUAUAUCAGUGAUAUGUAUUAGUAUAUCUAUGUGUGUGGUCACCAAUUUUUUUCAAAUGAAGUUUCAAUAGGUAUAUACCUUUGGAAAGGUAUAUGUAGAAAAUUUCAUUAAAGAAUGGAAGUUAUGAGGAAACAAAUUGACACACUUGUGUAACAUGGCAACACACAUACUGUAACAUAAUUACAUACAUAUAUAUAUGUGGACACAUGUAACGAUAAGAUAUGUUUCUUACAUAGAGGUUGCCAAAUGUAAUGGACGAUUGUGGAGUUCUCACAUCAGGGUUACCAAUCAUAUACAAAUGAGAAGUUACCUGAUGUAGAAAUAGUGAUUCUUGUUCUGCAUCAAGGUCACUAUAUGUAGAUGGUCAAAAGUAGGAUGAGACAGCGUAAUAACAAUAUUGAAGAGAAAAAAAAAGGACCCCCUUCGGUCAUGAAUGACCAUAGGAUUGCACCUAGAAAGUUACCCUCUGAGGCACAAGUUCGGGCAAGGCUGUUUAUGGAAGACCAGCAGUCGCUCAUGCAUACCGGCCUCCCUUCUCCAUGCCAUUGAUGGGAAAGGCAAAGGUCAAUACAGCUUGGCACCAGUGAUGACACAACUCAUCAAGCUGAAGGUUGUGGAAAUUUCCUUAUCUUUGUCGCACCUUUCUUGGUGCCCCAGGCAACUGCCCGGGUUGCCAGUAUCUUGAGCCGGCCCUGUGUGUGUGUGUGUGUAUCUAUCUAUAUAUA
Molecule: messenger RNA, 5362 nt
Organism: Octopus bimaculoides (California two-spot octopus)
Lineage: Eukaryota; Metazoa; Mollusca; Cephalopoda; Octopoda; Octopodidae
Biological process (GO): regulation of DNA-templated transcription
Molecular function (GO): RNA polymerase II cis-regulatory region sequence-specific DNA binding; DNA-binding transcription factor activity, RNA polymerase II-specific
Source: RefSeq, a predicted model, not a curated record